This is a messenger RNA of Hyla sarda, 2323 nucleotides long. RefSeq names its product lysine rich nucleolar protein 1 (gene KNOP1). The record is from RefSeq and is a predicted model, not a curated record. Lineage: Eukaryota; Metazoa; Chordata; Amphibia; Anura; Hylidae. The transcript is spliced from 5 exons. Bases 135 to 1865 code for a protein of 576 amino acids.
GUAACGAGUAAACGGAGAAUCACUUACCCAGAGUUCACUGCGGGCGGGUGACCACUACGACUUCCGGGUGACACUUGUGUGGGAGCACGUGGGUGCAGCGCCGCUCCUGAGACUCGUCGUCCGGUCUGAGCAUUAUGACAAGCAGUGAUGAGGAAUCUACAACCUACUCUGCACCAUCAGAGAAGAAAAAGAAGAAGCAAAAGCAUUCUGACAAAAGUAUAGUAAAGGAAUCAGAUCAUCAUAAGAAUGAAAAUACGACCAAGAAGAAACCUAAAAAGAAAACCAAUGCAAAAGAGGAGGAUUCUGAGAAAAUGGAUGUGAUUCCUAAAAAGAGAACUAACUUAGAUAUCUCUUCAGGCGAAUCCACUUCUGGGGAAAUCCAGAAAAAGAAGAAGAAGAAGAAGAAGAAAAAAAAAGUGUUAGAUAUUGAGAGUUCAGCAUGUGACCCUCAAACUAUCGAUGAUGUCCUAAAGAAGAAGGCAGCAGAACAUGCCACAUCGUGUGAGCAAGGCAGUACUGGUCCAGUACAUAAAGAGAAAGAAAAACACUCUGCCUUAGUGGAUGGUAAGGAAAGUGUUACAAAAAAGAAGAAAAAGAAAAAUAAUGAUGCAUUAAAUGUACGAACUGCAAAUGAGAAUGUCCUCAAAAGCAAAAGUGUCACCGAGGAUAGGAGCAUAAACUCAAAAGAUCCUGAAGAUGACAUGGUCAACAAACAAAAGAAGAAAGAAAAAAAGAACAUUCUUCCCUCCCCACACUUCUCAGAGGACAAGGACCUCACCACAGACCAGGCAACCAGUAAAAAAGACUGUUUCAACUCCAAAGUAAAGAAACGUAAGAAAGCCCAAAACGAAUCUGAGGAUGAAGCCCCAGAAACUGAAAAAGCUGUCACUGAUGGCUCAGUCAUCCAGAAGAAAAAGAAAAAGGUAGGAUCUCCUAAAGAAGACAGGCCUGAGGUGUCUGACCGUGCAAAGGUCAAGAAGAAGAAGAAAAGGAAGGGGACUUUUGAGAAGUCAGAAGAUGAAGUCAUAGGUCAUGAAGUACACCAUGGCAAAAAAGUUCAAGAUUCUUUGAGCGUUUUAAAGAAAAAGAAAACAAGCAAAGGCUUUACUGUAGAUGAGGAAUCUGGGCACAGAAAUACUGAUCUGAAUGGAAAUGGAGGCAAGGGCAGUGACCAUACUUCUGAAGGGUCCUUGAAAAAGAAAAAGGGAAGUAAAUCACAAGAGGUGACUGAGUUCAUGGACAGUAAAGAAGAAUCUUCACAUGAGGCCUGUGAGGAAGAAAAGAAAAAGGUGAAGAAGAGGAAAAGGGAGGAAAUGUUAAGACAUACUGACAAGGAGCACUCUGCAAAUGAAGAUGCAACAGAAGUUUCCAAAAAGAAGCAAAAAAUUAAAGACGAGACCAAAAAUACUAAUAAAGCAACCAAAUUGCAAGAAGAGCCUACAGGCGUCGAGUUGGGGUUAGCGCAAGAUGGAAGCAGAGACGAAGUAUUUAUUGAUAAGGCACGUCGGAAAGCUCUGCAGGAGGAUAUUGACCGAGAGUCUGGAAAGACCAAGGGAACAAAGUUUGGCCAGUGGGACACAGCUACGUUCCAAAACUCAGAACAGCAAAGCAAGUUCUUUCGACUAUUAGGUGGACUGAAGAAGGGAAACCAAGUGGCCGUGCCUUCACCCUCAAACCAGGUAAAAGCUAAUAUGGCCAUGGGGAAGCAAGAAGAACAGAGCCUAGAGCGGAAUCUGCUACAGGAGUUUGACAAAGCAGUUUCCUGGAGACAGAACAGAGGAAUCGGCUUAGGCUUCCAGCCUGCCCAGAAUAAGACCUACUAUAUAGACAAAACUGCAUCCAGAUCGGUAAAGUUUGAGGACUGAAUUUACAUAAAAACCAAACAAGGAUCGAAUUUUCUUAAUCCAUUGGGAGUCCAGGUUUUCCUGCCAUAAGAUGGAUGCUAAAAUGUGUCAUCAAUGAUGCCUAGAGGAAUUGCAAAGCUCAUAGGAGAAUAUCAAAAAACAAGAUCUCCAACUUAUAGACUUUGUAUCAGCUCGUCACCAUUUUAAGAUCUCUGCCGGCUGGAGUAGGGAUGAUCAUAUAAACAGGCAGCAGGGUCACCCAUACUUACUGGUACUGAGUGAGUGCAGGUAAAGCUGAUCACAACAGUGCUUUUAUUUUUCAGAUACUUCACACCAAAAUAGAAUAAAUAUUCGUAUCUAAAUAAGUAUAUUUAGUGCAUCGGGGGCAUUAGAUAGCCUGUAAGUUCAUGGCUAUCCCAUCUGUUCAUUAAGAACUAAAAAAACAUGCAUUAGGCUGGGUUCACAUUAGGUUUUCAGCA